Messenger RNA from Dothidotthia symphoricarpi CBS 119687, 1506 nucleotides. RefSeq names its product prim-pol domain-containing protein. The transcript is spliced from 2 exons. Gene Ontology annotation, biological process: DNA replication, synthesis of primer. The coding region runs from base 1 to 1506 and encodes 501 amino acids. Lineage: Eukaryota; Fungi; Ascomycota; Dothideomycetes; Pleosporales; Dothidotthiaceae. Gene Ontology annotation, cellular component: alpha DNA polymerase:primase complex. The record is from RefSeq and is a predicted model, not a curated record.
AUGCCACAUUCAGUCACACCGGAAUCAAUGUCUGCGGACGAGUCCUCCGGGCCAAUGUCGCAGGUCGAUCCGGUUAAAACGGAGCCAGAAACACAGGACAUCGCCAUGGAGGACGUAUCAAAUGCACCCACAACAGAGCUGGCCAAAGUAAACUUGGACGAACUAUUCGACGAUGAGGACUCAGACGAGGAGUUUGGGUCAAGCGCACCAGGCGUUAAAACUGAGGAGGAGCCCUCGCAACCAGCGCCAUUUAAGAUCACACCCAAGUCUUCCUUUUCAGACCCCGAGAUCAUGCGCGCCUUCUAUCAACGCCUCUUCCCCUUCCGAUACCUCUUUCAAUGGCUAAACCACUCCGCAACGCCUUCCAAUGACUUCAAGCACCGCGAAUUCGCCUUCACGCUCCCCAACGACGCAUACCUACGCUACCAAUCCUUUCCCUCAGCCGAUGUCCUACGGAAACAAUGUGUGCAAAUGCUGCCCUCACGUUUCGAAAUCGGACCCAUGUACAGCACAAACCCGCGCGACCGCAAAACACUGCGAAAAGCCAGCGCCUUCCGGCCAUUGAUGAAAGAGCUCGUCUUCGAUAUCGACAUGACAGAUUACGACGACAUCAGAACAUGCUGCACAGGCGCUAGCAUCUGCCACAAAUGCUGGGCAUUCAUCACUAUGGCGAUAAAAGUCGUCGACGUAGCAUUACGCGACGACUUCGGCUUCAAACACAUCCUAUGGGUGUACUCGGGUCGCCGCGGCGCCCACGCCUGGGUAUGCGACAAGCGGGCGCGAGAAAUGGACGACCAGAAGCGCCGCGCCAUCGCAGGCUACCUCGAGCUCCUCAAGGGCGGCGACCAAGGCGGCAAGAAAGUAAACGCCCGCCGCCCCCUCCACCCCCACAUCGAGCGCAGCCUCAACAUCCUAAAAGAGCACUUCCAAACCUCCAUCCUCGCCGAGCAAGACCCCUGGGCCACGGACGAAAAAGCAGCCCACCUCCUCAACCUCCUCCCCGACGCCACGCUCCGCGCCGCCCUGCAGAAGAAAUGGGACUCGUCGCCUCAGCGCCCCAGCGCCUCGAAAUGGAGCGACAUCGACGCCCUUGCCAAAUCCGGCGCCCUGUCAAAGUCCUCCAGAGACCUCCUCGAGGCAAAACAGGAUAUCGUCCUCGAAUACACGUACCCGCGCCUCGACGCAGAGGUCUCCAAGAAACUAAACCAUUUGCUCAAAAGUCCGUUCGUCAUACAUCCUGGUACGGGCCGCGUCUGUGUGCCUAUUGACACGCGGCGCGUCGAGGAGUUUGACCCGCUCGGCGUGCCGACUGUGACGCAGCUGCUGGCGGAGAUUGACGAGUGGCAGGGUGAGGAGGGGGAGAAGAAGGUGCAGGAUUGGGAGAAGACGAGCCUGAAGCCGUAUGUUGAGACGUUUAGGCGGUUUGUUGCGGCGUUGCUCGAGGAGGAGAAGCCUAUCAAGCGGGAGAGGGAGAGGGAGGAGGGGACUGAUGCAAUGGAGUUUUGA